Gallus gallus (chicken) is the source of this 1766-nucleotide messenger RNA. It is a transcript of the gene NUS1, whose product is annotated as NUS1 dehydrodolichyl diphosphate synthase subunit. The record is from RefSeq and is a predicted model, not a curated record. The transcript is spliced from 4 exons. Gene Ontology annotation, molecular function: ditrans,polycis-polyprenyl diphosphate synthase [(2E,6E)-farnesyl diphosphate specific] activity. Lineage: Eukaryota; Metazoa; Chordata; Aves; Galliformes; Phasianidae. Gene Ontology annotation, cellular component: endoplasmic reticulum membrane; dehydrodolichyl diphosphate synthase complex. The coding region runs from base 202 to 1011 and encodes 269 amino acids.
ACUAGCCAGGCGGCCAACGGGCACCGCGCAUGUGGCGGGGUGAGAGGUGAAAGAUCAGGAGGGGAGCCAGGAAGAUGGCGGUGCGGGCGACGGGCGCCGGGCGAGAGACGCGGACUCUGUGACGCGCGCGAAGCGAUGGCGCGGCGUGCGGCGCGCUGCGGCUGAAGGCGGCCGUCGCGGGCCGUGCGCGGAGCGCUCCCCAUGAGCGCGGUGGGGGGCCUGGCGUGGCGCGCGCUGCACGCCCUGCUGCGCGCAUUGCUCUGCCUGCAGCGCGCGCUGCUGGCCGCGCCCCGCGCCUGGCUCCGACGCCGCGCCGCCGCCUCCUGCGCCUUGCUGGGCCCCGCCGCGCGCGCCCUCGCCUUCCCCGGCGCGGCCCGAGGGGUGCGGCGGCCCGGCAGGAGGCGGCCCGGGGUUCGAGCGAGGGGUCGCGCGGACGGGCGGGCCCUGCAGAAGCUGCCGCUGCACGUGGGUCUGGUGGUGACCGAGGAGGAGCCGAGCUACGCGGACAUGGCCAGCCUGGUGGUGUGGUGCAUGGCGGUGGGCAUCUCCUACGUCAGCGUCUACGACCACAACGGUAUUUUCAAGAGGAAUAAUUCAAGACUGAUGGAUGAAAUUUUAAAACAGGAGCAAGAACUCUUAGGAUUAGACUGCUCCAAAUACACAGUGGAAUUUGCAAAUCAAGACAAAGCUGAUCAAGUUUUAAAUUGCCAAUCUACAUUGAAGGUGCUGUCUCCAGAAGAUGGAAAAGCAGACAUAGUAAAAGCUGCUCAGAACUUUUGUCAGUUGGUAGCACAACAGCAAAGAACGUAUACAGACCUGGAUGUGAAUGUGUUAGACAACUUGUUAAGUAAAUUUACAAGCUUUGUGGGAUGUUCUGGAAAAAAGUACUUCUGGGAUAAGCUGAAAUUAGACUUACAAGUAAGGUUAACUUCUUGCAAUCUAGCAUGCUGCAAGCCUAGGUGUGAGUGGGGAGUCUUUACAGUUCUAGUUGCAGGUAUUAAAACUGCCUAACUAUUGGCCCUGAGUUGAACACAAAUAACAGGGUACUUAUUGAUCCUUUGCUGCUGUGUAACCCACUUCAGUUAUCUCCAUUACUACUUCAUGCAGAUUACUGACUCUCUGUGCUGAGGUUGCAUGGCUACUUGCAAUAGCUGUGAAAAGGGCAGGGCUGCCCUCAUUGCCUAUGACAGAGGAACAGUAUUGUGCUAAGGAGCUUGAGUACUCUUUCAACUUGUCUAGAUGAUCAGUAUGUGUUAAGUGCAACUGGGUUCAGGUUUCAGUUAGCGCAGUUCAACUUGCAUGUCUGCAGGCAAGCUGUGUGCCUGGUACACUGCUACAGUGUGGCUUCCACUGGAGUCUAGAGGGAUUUCUCUCUUCCCUCCCUCAUCACCCAAACAAGUGAUCAGAUGAAUUGCACUGCAGCAGAUCUGCUCUGCAGAUUAGACCCUUUAGUCUUAACUAAAUUUUCCCUUUUUUAAGCGUAUGGCAUCUUAUCUUCUUACAGUAGUGGAAUUAUUAAAUGGGUGUUUAAUAUGACCACUGAGAAAGUAACUUAGAUGUCUAGCCUGUUAUGCCCCAAAGCAAUUUAAGAAAGUGGAUGAUUGCUUCUGUAGAAGUUACCCAUCUUGAAGAACUGGUGCCAGUGAUACCCAUAUAUGUAUUCUGGCCAUUGGUGCUGAAGUAGAGCUUAUCAAACACUUGUUCCUGAUCUACUAUCCUUGCAUGUGUCCGUUGAUCAAGUAAUGCAUGAUAGCUGAGCACAGAAA